This is a messenger RNA of Symbiodinium necroappetens, 1284 nucleotides long. NCBI's taxonomy places the organism in Eukaryota, Dinophyceae, Suessiales, Symbiodiniaceae. The record is from the annotation of a GenBank genome assembly.
AUGGUGAUGGAGAGCGUGGCGGAGGAAGUUCAGGACAAUGACCUCAGCGACGAGGGCGCUGUGGAGGCCUUUGAGAGCUAUGCUGAAGUCAGGAAGAGAUUGCUGGACAAGAAGAAGGCGAGGGGUUUUGCUCCCACGCCACCUGCGCGUCCUGGAGACGAGCAGAGGUGGAAGUUGUCGGGCAGUGUGAAUGCUCGGCUGGAAUCGCUGAAGUCAAGGACGCGAUGCCACCUGUGCAAACGCCUUGGGCACUGGAAGCGUGAGUGCCCGGGCAGGAGACAUGCAGCCAACGACUCGGCCAAGAAGGAGGCUCACCUUGCAGAAGGCGAGGUGCUCAUGACCGAGGGUUGGGACGAGAGCUUCUACAUGGACGUGGGCGGCUAUGCAGUGGCUCCACAGGAUGUGAGCUUGAACCCCGCUGGCGAGUUUGAGCCGGAGGUGCUGAGCGCGGAGAUUGGUGAGGCGGCCGCGCCCGCGCACCGAGUUUUUCCUGAAGUGUUUGAAGCAGGCAAUGUUGCCAAUCUCGAUGCGAGCGGAGUACCGGACACAGCCUGUCGCAAGACUCUCGUGGGCGAGUACACGUUGGAGUGCAUUUGCAAGCGUUUGAGUGACAUGGGCUUGAGAGUGAAGUUUGCUGAAGAGAGUCAUGUGUUCAGGCUAGGGGAGCACCGUCUGAUCAUUAAGGCCAACCAGGGAAAGCCGAUCGCUUGCGUCGACAUGUCGGGCUACGUCACCAAGGAGAUCGUGCAGAUGAUGGAUGAGCUGUCUCUGGAACCGGUGGAGACGGACAUUGCGGCUUUGGACAAGAAGCCCGAUGGGAGUCACGACGACGCAGAAGCACCCGUCCCAGGGAGCACCGUGAUGUCCGAGGGGAAGUACAAGACCAAGAAGCUGACCUUCGACCACAUUUACAUCAACGACAAGGACUACAUCAACUGGGUGAGGGUCCACAUCGGCAGCAAGAGUUCCCGGGUGAUGCGACAGUUGAAGGUGUACGUGGCGUUCCGCGACGAAGGGAAGGCCGUGAGGAUCCAGCAGAACAUGAAGGAGAUGGCGUUGCGAAAGGGGAGCCCGAAGAGGACACGAGAUGCACCAAGCCGGGGCUCCAUGGAAGUGGACGACUGGGUGCCAGUGGAUCCCCAGGUGACCGAGAAUGCCAUCCAUGGGUGGAAGUGGUUCACGGUCAAUAUCCUGGCCAGCGACCAGGAACAAGUCAAGCGCAUGGUGAAGACGUGCCUGAGCAUGGGCAUCAGCAAGAAGAUCGUGAUCCAGCAGUUGGGUUGA